CUUUCCGUGAUACAACAAUAAAGAUGGAACAGUAUCCCAUUGUAUGGACCCUAUAUUUUUUGAUACUGAUACAGAGCAUACUGCAGAUCGACACGUCAAGGCCUCCGCUCCGGCCGAAUAAACUCGUAUCGUAUUCCCUGCCUCAGAAACGAGCGCUCAAGAAGGCUUUGGGGAUCAACGAGGAUGUCUACUUGAACUUCACAGAACUAACCGCCAAGUACGACUACCCUACAGAAGUGCAUACAGUGACGACCGCCGACGGUUACAUUUUAAAAGUGUUCAGAAUAUUAUCAAAGUGCAGUGAAACUGAUAAACAGUACCCAGUGUUGUUGUUGCAUGGUAUAUUUGAUACCACAGACUUGUGGGUAGUUCCUGGAACAAGGAACGGUCUGGGAUACGUGCUGGCUGAUAACUGUUACGACGUGUGGGCAGCUAACCACAGAGGCAACUAUUAUUCACGGAAACACGUCAAACUUGAUCCUGAUAAAGACCAAGAGUAUUGGAACUUCACGUUUGAUGAACAUGGGAACUAUGAUCUGCCUACAUGUAUAGACUACGUUCUUCGAAGUACUGGACACUCCAAGUUGUUCUUCGUAGGACAUUCUCAAGGCACUACUGAUUACUUCGUACUGACUUCAAUGCAACCAGAGUACAAUGAUAAGGUUAGGGUAGCAGCAAUGCUGGGUCCUGUGGCUUGGAUGAAAAAUUUAAGACAUCCCAUAGCCCGCAUUGGUGCACAACAUUACAUGGCAAUAAAGGCCUUUUCGGAAAAUGCAGGUAUCAGUGAAAUAUUGGGUAGAGAGCAUUUGGGUCAUUUCUUUCUAGAAUUCAUUUGUGGAUUAGUUCCAAGUUUUUGUGAUUUAGGGCUGUCUUUAUCAACUGGUUAUAAGCCAGGUUCGAUACCCCUCAAAGAUAUUUCAGUGGCUGUGGCCCAUGAGUUAAGCGGUACUUCUGUUAAGAACUUGGCACAUUUUUCCCAGUUGAUUCUAAGCGGAAAAUUUCAGCGUUAUGAUGAGGGUUCUGAAGGGAACUUGGAACGGUAUGGCACUCGAAAGCCACCCCAAUAUAAUGUGUCUCAGAUCACUUCACCAAUCUUGCUGAUAACUGCUCAAAAUGAUUUACUAUCAACACUGAAAGAUAUCGAUAUUUUAGCUCCUAAACUGCCUAAUUUAGUGGAAAAUUACGUAGUGCCAGAACCUUAUUGGAGUCACCAUAAUCAUCUGUGGGAUUUAAAAGCACCUGACCUCGUAUUUUCGAAAAUUUUAGAGUAUUUCAACAAGUAUAAAGAUUAGAACA
Messenger RNA from Helicoverpa armigera (cotton bollworm), 1296 nucleotides. Its product is annotated as gastric triacylglycerol lipase. Gene Ontology annotation, biological process: lipid metabolic process. The transcript has a single exon. Gene Ontology annotation, molecular function: hydrolase activity, acting on ester bonds. The record is from RefSeq and is a predicted model, not a curated record. Lineage: Eukaryota; Metazoa; Arthropoda; Insecta; Lepidoptera; Noctuidae. Bases 24 to 1292 code for a protein of 422 amino acids.